Molecule: messenger RNA, 2478 nt
Organism: Stegastes partitus (bicolor damselfish)
Lineage: Eukaryota; Metazoa; Chordata; Actinopteri; Pomacentridae
Gene: hdhd5
Product: haloacid dehalogenase like hydrolase domain containing 5
Exons: 8
Coding region: 234-1487 (417 amino acids)
Biological process (GO): glycerophospholipid biosynthetic process
Cellular component (GO): mitochondrion
Source: RefSeq, a predicted model, not a curated record
CUCGCUGCCCUCCCGUCACUGCGGUGCUGUCGGUCCUGAAUGGUGACAGCAUGAGGAGACAGCGCACACUUUAGUGGUGACCCCCACCGCUGCUGGUGUCAUGACUCGUCUCUUUAGCCGUUACAUCUGCUGAACGUCGGCAGUUACCGUUUGCUAAGCUAAAAGGCAGCUCUUUCAAAGCUAGCUGUGCUGCUUGUUUAGCCGCCGGCUUCUCCACACAAGUGCCUGAAGAAAUGCAGAGAAUGAGAUGUUUUAAAAGUGUCUGGCAGCUGCUGAAGUCCAGCUGUGAGGGAGCAACGAAGUCUGCCAGCUCAAGAAACUACAGCCAAGGCCCCGGCUCCUUCGGGCUCCUCUUCGACAUCGACGGGGUGCUGGUGCGAGGCAGGACGCCGAUCCCUGCAGCCAAGCAGUGCUUCAGGAACCUGGUGGACCGCAAUGGGAAGUACAAGGUCCCGGUGGUGUUCGUCACCAACGCUGGGAACUGCAUGAGGCAGACCAAAGCUGAACAUCUGUCACAUCUGCUGGAGGUGGAGGUGUCUCCAGACCAGGUGAUGCUGUCCCACAGUCCUUUGCGAAUGUUCACCCAGUUCCACAAAAUGCGUGUGCUGGUCUCUGGACAGGGUCCUAUUGAGGAAGUCGCACACAACCUGGGUUUUGAGGAUGUUGUUACUAUAGACAUGCUCAGAGAGGCAUACCCAGUCCUGGAUGUUGUAGAUCACAACAGAAGACCUAAAGACCAUAUUCCAGCCACCAAAAGCUUACGACCAAUAGAUGCCGUCAUCCUAUUCGGUGAGCCGAUCAGAUGGGAGACCAACCUCCAGCUUAUCGUCGACGUUCUCCUCACGAGGGGAAACCCGGACAACUCCUGGAGCUCGACACAAUACCCUCACAUCCCAGUGCUGGCCUGCAACAUGGACCUGCUGUGGAUGGCAGAGGCGAAGAAUCCCAGGUUUGGUCACGGCAUGUUCCUCGUCUGCUUAGAGAGUCUGUACAAGAAGGUCACAGGUUAUGAGCUCAAGUACGAGGCUCUGAUCGGUAAACCCAGCGUGGUGACUUAUAACUACGCUGAGCUGCUGAUCAGACAGCAGGCUGAGGCGCUUGGCUGGGCCACGCCUGUGAGGAGGCUGUACGCUAUCGGCGAUAAUCCCAUGGCGGACAUUUACGGUGCCAACCUCUACAACCGCUACCUCCAGACCGCUCGCCACACCAAGGCCCAGACGCAGGGUAAGACCGGCGGAGGAGGUGUGGAUCCAGAGCAGGACCUCCCCGAGGGCUGCAGCUCCAUGCUGGUGUGCACAGGAGUGUACAGCAGAGACCAGCAGGAGCUGCCCUCCGACCCGGCGCAAGCAGUCACCGAGCAGCAGAUCUUCCACGGUCACAGGGACUUCCACUUCGACCCCAGCCUCCUGCAGCCGUCCUUUGUGGUGCAGGAUGUGAAGGAGGCGGUGGAGAUGGUGUUCCAGCAGGAAGGUUGGCCUCUGGAGUAGGACGAGCGGCUCCAAUCUGACUCCAUCUCACCGCUUUCCAGUCUAAACCCUAACAGAGGCGUUUGGAGUGUUUUUACCUGCCCUUGAUUAUCACAGGGGAGACAUAGCUGUUACUGCGUUAGAUAACAGUGCCAUAGAAUGAGCUGCAAAAAGCAACAAUAUGCAUUUUUAACUCUAAAUAUAGGAAAGUUACAUACAUCCUAGUGUCUCAGACUGCAGAUUUUUUAAAAACAUUUUUCAUGAAUAACACACAAAUCACUGUUUGUGUGUGUGUAGUCGACAUCUGUGCUUCCCUGUCUUUGCAGAAAAUAAAUCCACACAUAGUUUGUGAAGAACGCAGGUGUAGGCGGAGAGUUACACACAUUUUACCGCAUUCACACUUUUAUAAAGAUAGAUAGACAUAAAGCAUCGAAGUUCUCAGAUGAGAGUUCAGGCAUCAUUUAACCUGUCCAGCUAAUGUUUAGAUUAUUCAGGAAGGAGCUCUUUAAAGACCACUGUUAAUCCAGAUGAAGAUGCUUUUAGUCUUUGCACAGAGGUCUGCUUGCCUUUAAUAAAUAUACACCUUUUUGUUUUUUUACUGCUGUUAUAUUUUAGCGUGAUUUGUUUUUAAGUUAGGGUGAAUGAACACGAAUGCAGAUGAGAUUAAGUUUAGUACCUCAACAGUUUGGAUUUCAGCUUCAACCAGGUGCAUCUUAAUUUUAUUUUUUUAAACGGUGUAGUCUCAUUUUGUAAAGUUUUCUGAAUUACACAACAAGCGAGGUGCUAUUUUUCUGUUUAGCGGUUACGGUUGUGAAAUCCUUGCGAUGCAAAUGCCUGUAUUAGACGACUUUAAUCUUGUGCUGGUUUGUUAUAUUUGUAAGCGACAGGUUUGAUGAUGUAUGAUUUCCAGGUGACUUAAAUUGCAAGUAAACACUGUGGAGCUCUGGGUAAUGUACUGUAAAAGUCAUACGGAGAGGGAAGAACAAUUAAAAAGGAUGAAAGACACAAAAAA